AUGUCGCAUGGUUUACCCACAUUCAUCGGUGAUACCGAUGUCUAUUUCGCUCAAUUGGAGGCGUAUUUCCAGGUCUACGACAUCUCGUUGUCCAAGAGAUUAAAGUUGCUUUAUUGCAAUCUACCUCCAUCGCUUGCAAAAGUGUCUAAAGACCUAAUCACAUCUCUAAAAGACGACGCCACAUAUGACGAGGUGAAAUACGAGAUCCUACGCAGGACCACCAGGUCUGCCACCAGCCGAUUCAAUGAGCUGAUGGCAGACGAGCAGCUCGGGAACAGGACCCCCACAGAAUUUCUGCGCCAUUUGCGAGAUCUGAGCAGAGAGUCAACAGAUGCUCCACUUCUCCGCAAGAUUUUCUUUUCUCGCCUACCGUCGCACGUACAAACAAUUCUAGCGACGGCAUUUGAGUCCAACACUGUGGACCAAGUGACCACAAUGGCCGAUAGAGUCCUUGAAUUCUCGGGAAACCCUUCAGCACUAAUUUCAAGUGGAAAUUCAAAUUCCCGGGGUCACUGCACCAACCAUUAG
Molecule: messenger RNA, 528 nt
Organism: Octopus bimaculoides (California two-spot octopus)
Lineage: Eukaryota; Metazoa; Mollusca; Cephalopoda; Octopoda; Octopodidae
Source: RefSeq, a predicted model, not a curated record